This is a messenger RNA of Colletotrichum aenigma, 5025 nucleotides long. RefSeq lists its product as uncharacterized. Lineage: Eukaryota; Fungi; Ascomycota; Sordariomycetes; Glomerellales; Glomerellaceae. Gene Ontology annotation, biological process: metal ion transport; transmembrane transport. The transcript is spliced from 4 exons. Bases 1 to 5025 code for a protein of 1674 amino acids. Gene Ontology annotation, cellular component: membrane. Gene Ontology annotation, molecular function: metal ion transmembrane transporter activity. The record is from RefSeq and is a predicted model, not a curated record.
AUGACUUUUCUACUGGAAUACUACCGUCUCUUGGAGGUAUCACGCCUGCGGUACGUUCUAAUAGGCUGCAUGGUCGUGAUUUUCUUGUGGGGUCUCUCUCAAACCUUUGUGGCCUUUUUGCAGUGCAUACCCCUUGAGGCAGUGUGGGAUCACACGAUCGAAAGCAAAUGCAUCAAGAACAUCGCGAUUAUUUGGUACUUCAACGGUACCUUCAACAUCGUCACGGACUUCAUCAUUAUAACGCUGCCGAUCCCCAAGAUAUGGCAGCUCCAAAUGCCGCGCAAGAUUAGCGAUAUUUUCAGUCCAAACGAAAGCCAGAUCAGCACCUGGAUAGACGCACCAAACCAGGACACUCAUGCUUCCUUCGGGGAUCAUGGGGUGACAGCUACAGUUAAUGCAUGCGGAGAUCUCAUGCAAUUCAGCCGCUACCUAGACGCUGGUAGUUCAGGAAUCUUUUGUGCAGACCACACGACCACAAAUGAGCCCUACUCUGUUCAAGAGAGGGCCGAGGAUCUCUUGUUCUUAUCCCGUGACAAGUCUCGACAAAGAUUCACCUACGGAUUGCGGGUUCUAGGCAUCAGCAUGAAGAAUUGUCAUCAUCUGGGCUACGUUCACGAUAGGUGGCCCCGGUACGAAGUCGAAGAUAAAAGCCUCAAGCUUACGAUCCAAUGGAUGGUACGCGAGAAGACCGUUCUUCAGCAAUGUAUAAUCACCAAUACCGGGGAAACUGACGUCGACAUCCCAAUGGAAUUUUGCAAAGGAUUGCACAUUCGGGACAUGGACUACCUGGAUCCCAUGGAUAAAUUCAAUGACGAUUGGGAUGGACAUGUUCCAGUCCAAGGCCCGAACAACUACGGAUGGGUUUUAGCUCAUCCGCUAAAGCGAAAGGGAGCAACGGAAGAAAAGCGGCCGACCAAAGAUACACCAAUGCAGCUCAUGCGUCUUGGCUCUCGAAAGCCCACAAACGCUACUGUUGACAGCCACAAGGGAGACAUGUGGGGAUAUUCGGGGAAUGUAAAACUACCACAUGCCGAAAAUGAUGACAACCAGGACACUAUUGCGGUGGUUAUAUCGGUAUUCGUGGAUGGUAGAGCCAUUCGUUUUGGAACCGCUAACCAAAAGUCCCACGAGAAGAUGGUUAGAAGGAUCAGGGGUGGGGCCGCAAUUGAAGUUGUCAGUGGCUACAAGAUGGUGCGUUUCACUGACUCUAGGGCUUCUUGGGAAGAUUUCGUGAUCUCGGCAAAUGUAGCAGACGUCAGCAACCACUUGACCUUUGCAUCGAAGUUCUUCACGACAUUCUCUCCCUGUGCCCACGAACCUAGCCAUGUCGAUCAUGGACAGAGAGACGGCGAAACAGGUAGAGAUAGAAGAAGGAAUUGGAUUUCGCCGCUGCCUACGGGUCCACCGAAAGGCUUGCUGGAGAUUGAGGACCAGUCUGUCAACCAAUCAUUCAACCACAUCGACUUUGUGGCUCGAAGAAAGCUUGAGCAUAUCUUGUCCGUUUGCGCGAUUCCUCUGCGUGACCCCGAGGAGGAAGGAGAUAUUGUGCCUGUCGCGUUGACAUGUGGGGAUACAUCGGGCCACCGUGUGUCUUCCCCGGCAAGUUUUUUUGCGUUCAGUUUUCUGCUUGAAAUUUCAAAGCGGUUGACCGCCGCGAGGAGCAAAGACCAAUAUGAUACCUAUGGGGAGUUGCGAAAGCGAAUCUACUCAGUCUGUCGCGGCCACUUAAAAUGGCUCAACUCAGUUGAGAAAACGGAUUCGAACUGCUUCUCAGCAAACUAUUGGGUCAAGGGGAAUAAGAUGUCUCGCAAUGAGGAAAGCGAGUCCUUUAUGCCAAUCGAUUCCUUGACAGACACCCCAUUUCAGAUAAUCAAGGUGUUUGAAUUUGCGAGUCAAUACCACGGCGAAGAUGAGUUGGACCUCGCGCGGGGAAUCAUCAAACAAGUUGCUAUUCCCUGGAUCACAGCCCUCAAUAAGUCCGACGUCCGCAUUUCCCGUGCUUGGCCCCACUCGCAAGAUGAAGGGUGCAAUAAGUACAGGCUUAGCGAGCAUGUAUGGAUCUGGAGAGCACUGAAGCUGGUCGAGGGUCACUUCCGAGACUUUCCGGAAGACAAAGUUUCAGAUGCUGAAGAUGAGAAAUUUAGUGGAGAACCCAGCCGUGGACAACAAAGCAAGGAGAUUCGAGAUGUCACCGUGGCUCAACAUGAUCAGGUCUUAACAGAUGACAGCCUGCUCAGAAGGUUCGACUCUCGUGAUGUUCAACGAGAUAUUCUUAGACGUUUCACGGCCGAGAACGAAAUCUCCAAGAAAAGAAUGCUGGCAAUGACUCGGUCUCCCAGGGAGACGCGAUUUCUAUUUCAUGCCAGUGAUACGACACUUUUCUAUGGUAUCAACAGAGAUUUCUUCUCAGAGAAAACCUCACUCAACGAAGUAUGGCAAAACACAAUUGAGGCACAAGUUCAUCACAAUGAGAACUCCGAAACUGGAUGGGACAACUCAAUUCGCUAUGCCCUGGCGAUUAUGCUCGGAACCAGGGACAUCAGUAUAAACAAGCGGCCUCCACAGGAGCUGAUCAAGUCAUCGUUGGAAGUUCUCUUUGGUUCCACGAGUCCGAAUGGGCUAUUAUUCGGGCUUUUGGAUAGCAACACGAAGGAAUCUGCUUUAUUUGGCCGAGAAAAUGAUCGAGACUUCUACUUCCACGCUAGUUUCGAGAUCCCAUAUAUUCUUCUCACUCAUUGCUGGAGAAUUCACUCGAAACUCAACACGUCUGGCACCCAGCCUGAACCUUCUUCCACGCCGCAAACAAAGGUGUUCACAACGCAUGACCUAUUGGAAGAGGUUGCAGACUUGAACUUGAUGCAACCGAAGAGACAGCCCGCGCAGACAGACCGCAUCCCCAGAUUACCCGUUGGAUCGGCUCCUAGUCCUGAAAUGACAGAGACCCAGCUCGGCUCCACAUUGCCCCAGCCAGGGGUCAAGCUCAAAGCAACCAAGGUAGUAUCUAUGAAGAAGAGCAUUCCAUUCAACAGUCUGAUCGACCAAAGCAGUAUCGUUGAUCUGGAUGAAGAAUGGCUUUACAAUUACCCCACUUUCUUCAGCAUGGAGAAGCAGACUUCCGCCAAGUUCAACGAAGAGGCAGAGAGUCUCCUUGACCGUACUGAGAGGGAUACAUCCGGAGCUCUCAUAUCCAGAGCAGCUGAGGGAUACACAAGGUAUCUAAGGAAUGGAGAACGGCGGAAUCGUCCUGCCGCUGAAGCGAGAGAUCCAGGAGACCCUUUGCAGCUUCUGAGUAAGACUUGGACAGACAUACCUUCUCCAGAUGGGCACAACGCCCUCGAGGAUGAAUCAGACAACAUGACGUUUAUUGCGGACGUUCUGAGGCAACGAAAUCUCCAGAAGCACGAGAGAGAAAAUAACGUUACAUUCCGCGGAGUCAAUAGCAACUUCAAGCUCUGGUACCUAUUAUCUCUGCCUAGGACGGCUUCCAAGGCAAAGAAAAGAUUCAUCUGGCUUCCAUCAGCCGAUGAUGAGAGGGCUCUCGUUUGCUACCUGACGAGCCCGCAAGAAGAAAGGCAAGCUAUCUCUCUUUUCUUCGAGCGGCACCAUCAAUAUGAAAAGCAUUUUCUGGACGAAACUUCCAUGGUUCUCAACACCUGGGAGAGCGAACUUCAUCUAAGCUUUUACAAACUGGUGGACGAGGACUACACGCCCACUGUUGGAAUUCCAAGGGGAGGUGUGGACGAGUUUCCAGGGAGAGAGCCAAAGUUACUUGUGAAAGCUGCCGUCGGGUUUCGGUUCAUUGGAGACUUCUUUGACAGGCACUGGACUUGCCAUCUUAUCGAACACAUCCCCGGUGGCAAGCGGGUUCCGACUUGGUGGGAUAGGGAAAUGCACGAGAGAGAUUUUCCUUGGGGUGACAAGGGCCAUCUUGUCCAAGAUAACAAUUGUUGGAGACAGAGAAAGGUGCUAGAGUUGCAUCUUUUUGACAGAAUUUUGGAAGAACUCGUUGACAGCACCAAGACGAUCUACAACACUGUCAAAGAAGAACUUGGUGUGAAACAUGUUGCCAUCCCAUUUUCCGUUCUCAACAGCGAGGAUUAUUUCUCAUCCAGUGAGCAAUGGCAAAGAUAUCAGCAAAUACUUCAGGUGUUGGAAGAGGAUUUGUCAGACAUGCGGGUCAUCAUAUCAAAAUGGGAGACACGAGAAAAAGACCGAGGUCAGGAGCGACCACGCUGGACACGCACAGAUGAGAGAAAAUAUCGCCGAUAUAUUGGGAAGCUUGAAGGAACUACACGUCGUCGUAUUCGGGACCUGCAUCGCUUGCAUGUGCAGAUUCAGUCACUCAAAGAGACACUGAGACGAGGCCAGCAACAGAUCCGCGACGAUCUCAACCUUCGUGGGUCAGAGAACAUCCGCUUCUUUACCUACGUCACAGUCGUAUUUCUGCCCCUGGGCUUUGCAUCCAGCAUUUUCGGAAUGAGCGAAGAGCCACCUAGCAGUGUCAUACCUCCAAUGAUUAUCUGUUCUGUUGUUGCGCUGCUUGUCACUGUUGUCGCGUUGGCCAACGCUAAGCGGCUAAAUGGAGUUGUCGAAGUUAUAUCAGAGAAUAUAAACCGGUACUCUUUGUCGAAGAUGGAAGGAAGCCCUCUCCUCAAUCGUCAUCGACGUAAGUUGGUAAAGACGCAGAACCUCACAAGGCAAGCCGAGGAGGCCGGUUCUGAGACCUCUGAGGGCCACUCCAAGGGCACUAAUAUACACGCAAGUCGUGGGAUACGGGCUCACGAGGACGAACAAUCUUGGCAUUUUUGGUUCUGGGUAGGAUACCUUUUUGUUGAACUGCCAGCGAGGAGAGUCUUGAUGGCAUACUACGACCUGAAGCAUCCAAAGUUCACCUAUUGGAGCAUGUACUUCCGUUUGGUCAUGGGUACACUUCUUCUGCCAAUCUUCCUGAUCUCUUUCUUCUUUCAAUUGGUGUUGAUCAAUACUUUUGAUGCAGUGCGGAGUAUUCUGAAGGAGGCGAUUUGA